Physella acuta is the source of this 2255-nucleotide messenger RNA. Its product is annotated as XK-related protein 6. Lineage: Eukaryota; Metazoa; Mollusca; Gastropoda; Physidae. Gene Ontology annotation, biological process: engulfment of apoptotic cell; apoptotic process involved in development; phosphatidylserine exposure on apoptotic cell surface. The record is from RefSeq and is a predicted model, not a curated record. Gene Ontology annotation, cellular component: plasma membrane.
UAAAAACAUCAUUGAUAAAAAUAAUCAUGCUGUUUCAAAUUUUUCUGGCCAAAAUGGUACUACUCACAAAUUACUCAGAGCUAACAACAAUUUUGUUAAAAAUAAACAUGGAUUUGGUGAUUUUUGUGAUGAUGCUGAAUUGUAUAACCAAAGUAGUGCUGCGUCAGCUCUUGUACCAUAUGGCAAUGAGGAAGAUCGAACAACAACUAGCUCUGCAAGCAAACUUGAGUCUUUUCCUGACACUGACCAAGAUGAAGUUGACAUGGCUAUAUCUCGUGAUAGCUUGAAAGACAGACCUGAUUUGGGUCUGUUCAGAGGAUCUAUAGAUCAACACAGAAGGAAAAAUGAAGUAGAAAAGCAUGAACAUUUCUCAAAAACCAAAAAUGCCAAAAAUGACAAAUCGGAAAAAACAGUUAAAUUUACAUGGCUUGAUAUGUUAAUGGGUAUGACUUCAAUCGCUGUAUUUUGCGUUAAUAUAGGAACAGAUAUUGAAUUAGCAGCAAACUACUUUAAGGCGGGAUUAUGGAAGGACGGGGCCGCGACAACAGCUUUAAUUGUGAUUCCUUCCUUGAUUACAUGUUUCCUUGGACUCCACUGGUAUCUGAUUGAUUACAAGAAAGAACAAAAAUUUAAAAAGGAGAAUAGAAAGGCAUAUACUGUACCAAGAUAUGUGUGGUUUCUGCGUAUUUUUUUUACAUUGCUGAUGUGUGGACCAAUUGUCAGAACUGUUGAAUAUUUGUACUGUGGUCAUAACAGUCAAAAUAAAAAGUUAUCUGCUAGAGAGCGUAAACGAUUCCAGAGAUUGAUGAUGUAUGAGGAUGUUGAUAGCUGCUUGCUUGGGCUAUUUGAAAGCUUCUUGGAAUCAGCACCCCAGCUAAUUUUGCAACUGUAUAUUGCUAAUGAACUCAUACAGCAAGGCGAUAUUGUUGGAUCAUUAGCUCUGCUGUCUUCCUGGGGAAGCCUGGCUGUAUCACUUACGUCAUAUCAAAAGACUCUACGAUACAACCAUGAAGAAAAAGCUAAGAUGAGGAUCAUCAGUCUCCCUUUUUAUUUCAUAUGGAGAGCCAGUGAGAUUGGAGGUCGUGUCCUGUAUAUCGCCAUGUUCGCCUCAGCUUUUGACUUUUGGGUGUUUGGACCACUAAUUUUUCACUGGGUUUUGAUGUCCAUCUGGCUGGUUGUACAGAAGACGACAUUCUACAAAAAUGUCUGUCUGGAAAAAGUCUUCAAUAUCAUCUGCGGCUACGUCAUGGUCUUCUGUUUUCUCAACCUACGAGAAGGCCAGACAAGAUUCCGUGUCAUUUUGUUUUAUUUUAUUGUCUAUGUUGAGAACUUUCUUAUGCUGGCUCUAUGGUUUAAAUUUACCAAAGACGUAGGUGGUUGGCUUCAUCAAUGGGGCCUGAUCGUAGUUCUGAUCCUGUUCGUGUUUCAUGUUGUCUUUCAGUUGUUGUAUUACUGGUUUUUUCACCCCACAAAAAACAUUAAGAUGUGUUUGCCUUGUGUCCGGUUUGUUCUCUACAGCUCCAUCUGUCAUGAUCUCCAGCCACAUGACGACAAAUCUGCUGAAGUUAACCAUACUGUUGCAGAGAUAAUUGUUGAUGAACCGAAGUCAGUUUAUGGCACAAAUUGAAUAUUUAAUGCCAGUUAACAUUUAAAUAGCUAUAUUUCUAAACAUGGUGUUAACAAUUAACAAGGUCUAUACUAUAAUGUUAAAAUUAUAAGAUGUUUUAAAAAUCAUUAGUAUUAGAAAACAAUUAAUGUAAUUCAAACGUCCUUUGGAUAAAACAAAAGCUUUCUAUGAGCCAAUGGACCAAAUUGUGUUUCCAUAAAAAAAAUUGCAUAAAUAAAAUAAAUGUUUUAUUAUCGAAAUUUUCAAACCACAGAUCACUCACUCAUUUAGACAUUAUUUUCUGCACUAUAACCAAAUUUUUAAAAAAGAUACUCAAAGUUAUACUCAUAGACUUACAUAAUUUAGUGCAUUUUCUAUUUUUACUAUUCUUUCUCUCAGGUAAGAAUUUCUAUUCAUUAAAAGAAAAUAAAAAUAGUACACACUGUUCGUAUAUACCUGCAAAAAGAUGGGAUCUGCUGAACUAGCUGGAUCAUGAAAUGAUUUACACGUAGAAAGGCUAUUUUUUAAAAAAUACGGUUCUUUUUUUAAACAACAAAAAAAAUCAAAUUAUUAACUUUACUGUAGAGACGUUUAUUGUUACAAAUGUACUCACAACGGAUUAACAGAAAUUAUAUCUCUAAAAUGUAGA